Molecule: messenger RNA, 2034 nt
Organism: Pieris brassicae (large cabbage white)
Lineage: Eukaryota; Metazoa; Arthropoda; Insecta; Lepidoptera; Pieridae
Product: CWF19-like protein 1
Exons: 11
Coding region: 219-1823 (534 amino acids)
Biological process (GO): mRNA splicing, via spliceosome
Cellular component (GO): post-mRNA release spliceosomal complex
Molecular function (GO): RNA lariat debranching enzyme activator activity
Source: RefSeq, a predicted model, not a curated record
CGCUUUGUAGUUUCUUUACAUAUACACUUGUGCAAUUUGUGAAAUUGUGUUUUAUAUUUAUUUACAAUACGAAUACCUGAGAAUUAUUUGUUGAUUAUCAUUGGAUAAUAAUAAUUUUACAUUACUUACUUUAAUAAUUUUAACUCUAUUUAGAUUUUUUUUAAUCUAAAAGAUAUUCCCGGUCAGUACUCCGGUUAUCGGCGGUUUGUGAAAAUAUAAUGUCCGAGAAGCAAAAAACGCUAUUUUGCGGAGAUGUCAAUGGAAAUUUCAAUGCAUUAUUUUCCCGCGUUGAAACAAUUGUCAAGAAGUCAGGUUCAUUCGAUGUUUUAUUAUGUGUUGGAAAUUUUUUCGGUAACGAUAAUUCACAGUUGGAUGCUUACCGUAUGAGGACGAGGAAAGUUCCUGUUACAACCUAUGUUUUUGGCCCAAGUGAUAGUAACCAUGUCAAGUAUUACUGUGAAGAAGGAUCUGAAAUUGUCCCUAAUGUUAUUUACAUGGGAAGACGAGGCAUAUUUACCACAAGUUCAGAAGUUAAGAUUGCCUACCUAACAGGCCUGUCUAGACGAGAAUUAGGAAAGGAGAUACCUUCAUGUACAUUUGAGCCGAGUGACUGCAGUGCAGUGAGAGAUGCAUGUUAUAGAGGACAGAGUGAAUAUAGAGGUGUAGACAUACUUAUAACCACUUUAUGGCCCACUGGCGUACAACAGGAUGAAUGCCAGAAGGCAGAAGUGAGUGAAGAGAAUCUAUCAAAUUUAAUAGCAUGGCUUACAAUACAUCUUAAACCAAGAUAUCAUUUAGUGCCAACAACAAACAAGUUUUACGAGAGACAACCUUAUAGAAACCAAGGAAUCCAUCAAGACUAUAAAGAAUGUGCGACAAGGUUCAUAGCAUUAGCUCCAGUAGGAAGCAAAGCUAAAGAGAAAUGGAUUUAUGCAUGCAGUUUACAACCGAUUGCUAAAAUGAGGAUGACAGAUUUAUUGCAAAGUACCACGGAUGAGACAGAUUGUCCGUUUGACCCUGACUUGUUGAAACAGCACCAGCCUGGGAAAGUCGUUAAGGUAUCCGGUAAUGGACAGUUCUUCUUCAAUAUGGACGCUUCGGAAGACGAUCACGGGAAGAGAAAGAGGUUAGGUGGAGAUAAUCCAGAGAGGAAACGGAGGGAUAUAGAUCCGGACACAUGCUGGUUUUGUUUGUCGUCUCCGUCCGUGGAGAAGCACUUGGUGAUUUGCGUGGGCAGGCACUGCUAUCUGGCCCUGCCCAAAGGGCCACUCACGCCCUUCCACGUUCUCAUCCUGCCCAUUGCCCAUCAUCAGUCUGUUACUAAGUCACCAGAGGAAGUUGUCAAGGAAAUUAACCAGUUCAAAGAUACGCUUAAGAAGUUUUACGGCUGCAUGAACAAUGUGAGCGUGUUCUUUGAACGGAAUUACAAGACGUCUCACAUGCAGAUUCAAUGCGUGCCUCUCCCUAAACGAUGCGAAACGCAGAUACUUGAGGUGUUUCAGGAUGAGGCAGGCAUAAAUCGUAUAGAGCUGGAAGUUCUUCCGCCCUAUACGGAGAUAUCUCAAGUUGCGUUGCCCGGAAGUCCAUACUUCCACGCGGAGCUUCCUUCCGGCGAACACGUGUACGCCAAGCCGAAGCAGCACUUUCCUUUGCAGUUUGGAAGAGACGUGCUAUCAAGCCCCCCUCUAUUGAACUGUGAGGAUAAGGCAGACUGGCGUCAAUGUCUUCUAAGUAGAGAGGAAGAAGAUUCCCUCGUGGCCUCCUUCAGGGAGAAGUUCCGACCAUUUGACUUCACGGCAGAUGAGGAUAGUGAUAGUGACUAAAUUAGGUUUUUUUAAUUAGUUUGCGUACAUAUAUGAAUUUUAUUAUAAAUUAAUUAGCAGGUUAUUAUUUUACCUAAUUAAAUGACAGUCGGGAUUUGUUUGAAUCAAAAUGAAAAAAAAUUUAAGUUAAAUCUUUAAGACAACAUUUUUUGAUUUUUGUUAUAACCAACUCAUUGUAUAUAUUACUGAUUAAAUGCUAUUAAUAAAUGAA